This is a messenger RNA of Paraphaeosphaeria sporulosa, 240 nucleotides long. RefSeq lists its product as uncharacterized. The transcript is spliced from 2 exons. The record is from RefSeq and is a predicted model, not a curated record. The coding region runs from base 1 to 240 and encodes 79 amino acids. Lineage: Eukaryota; Fungi; Ascomycota; Dothideomycetes; Pleosporales; Didymosphaeriaceae.
AUGGCUAUCUUGAAAGCACUUUUGAGCUACCCGGUCGAUGUCGACUCUGAUGUUCGUCAAGUCUCGAUUGACGAGAUGGCUUCCCUCGACUUCCACGACCUUGUUGUUCUUCGCGAGAAGUCAAGAGACGAACCGCCCUCUCCACCACCUCAACCACCUCCAAGUCCUUCUGGCUGGAGCCGUCCUUCAGAUCCUGACAUGGUUUCCAUGGGCUCGGCCUGCACCUUCACAUCUGAGUGA